This is a messenger RNA of Aspergillus nomiae NRRL 13137, 1776 nucleotides long. Its product is annotated as arylsulfatase. Gene Ontology annotation, molecular function: arylsulfatase activity. The transcript is spliced from 3 exons. The record is from RefSeq and is a predicted model, not a curated record. NCBI's taxonomy places the organism in Eukaryota, Fungi, Ascomycota, Eurotiomycetes, Eurotiales, Aspergillaceae. Bases 1 to 1776 code for a protein of 591 amino acids.
AUGGCUCCCAAACGCCCCAACUUCCUCGUCGUCGUCGCCGAUGACCUGGGCUUCUCGGAUAUAGGCUGCUUUGGCGGCGAGAUCCGCACGCCGAAUCUCGAUCGCAUUGCGAAGCAGGGUGUGCGGUUUACGGACUUCCACGCUGCGGCUGCGUGCUCUCCCACCCGUGCCAUGAUCAUGACUGGCACUGACCACCACAUCGCUGGCCUGGGCAACCUCAUUGAAUGGACCAACAUCUCCGGUCAGAACGGUCCCAAAGGCUCCGCGAUGAGCACCGCGCCCCAGCGCGGUAUGCCAGGUUACGAGGGGUAUCUCAACGAGCGCGUGGUGGCCCUCCCCGAGGUCCUCCGCGACGCAGGCUACCACACCCUCAUGUCAGGAAAAUGGCAUCUGGGUCUGACACCUGAGCGUUCGCCCUUUCAUCGCGGUUUCGAUCGUUCUCUAGCCCAUCUCCCCGCUUGCUCAAACCACUACGCCUAUGAGCCCCAGCUACAGGGCACCGACGAGACACCUACUUUCCUGGAAGCUAGCUAUAUAGCCCUGCACAUGGAAGACGACAAGUAUAUGCUCCAGUACCUCCGUGAAUGGCACGACCGCUCCGAUGAGCGUCCCUUCUUCGCCUAUCUGCCCUUCACAGCUCCACACUGGCCCCUGCAAGCCCCUCGCGAGUAUAUCGACCACUACCGCGGUGUCUACGACGACGGUCCAGAGGCACUUCGUCAGAAACGUCUCCAGCGCCUCAAAGAGCUAGGCAUGAUCCGCUCAGACGUAGAAGCCCACCCCGUCGUGGCAGACGAAGUCAAACCCUGGUCCGAGUUCACGCCAGAGGAACAGAAGCUCUCCUGCACCGCCAUGGAAGUCUUCGCCGGAAUGGUGGAGUGCAUCGAUGCGAACGUGGGCAAGGUAGUCGACUACCUCUCUUCCAUCGACGAGCUGGAGAACACCUUUGUCUGCUUCAUGUCCGACAACGGUGCCGAGGGCGCUGCCUACGAAGCCUACCCCAUGGUCCAGAGCGGUGUCAUGCCCCAUCUCCAGAAAUACUAUGAUAACUCACUUGAGAACCUUGGCAACGGUAACUCGUUCAUCUGGUAUGGACCCCGCUGGGCCCAGGCCGCUACUGCGCCGAGCCGAUUGUACAAGGCGUUUACCACCGAGGGAGGUGUGCGAGUGCCCUUCUUAGCUCGGUUCCCGUCGUCUGUUUCCGUGGGGGAUCAUGUGCGUAACGGAAGCAUCACGGAUCAGUUUGCAACAGUUAUGGAUCUUGCUCCUUCUAUCUUGCAGAUGGCGGGCGCGACGCACCCGGCGCCGUCGUAUAAGGGUCGUGAGGUUGUCUCCAUGCGUGGUCGCAGCUUUUACCCCUGGGCGAGUGGUGACGCGCCCCGGAUUCAUGAGCAGGAGUUUAUCCAGGGUUGGGAAACCUGUGGGAGAGCGGCACUGCGCUUCGGGGACUGGAAGAUUGUCUAUAUCCCGAAGCCGAAGGGCCCCGAACGGUGGCAGUUGUACAAUCUCGCCGACGAUCCGGGGGAGAUCCAUGAUCUGGCGGACCAAUAUCCCGAUCGGUUGAAGCAGUUGCUAAAGUUAUGGGAUCAAUAUGUCAUUGAGACGGGAGUGAUUCCGUUGAAUCCAGAUCUGGGAGAUUUUCUGGAGGCAACGGAGGCACAGAUGCCAGAGAAUGCGUGGAUGGAGUAUGAUUAUUGGAAAAAAGGGGCGAGGGAUGAGCCUGAGAAGUUCAUGAGAAACCCCCCUAGGUUCCAGAGAGUUGUUAAGCAGUUUUAG